AUGCCCGCGAAAAUGAACUACCGCGUGAUUGAACCUCACCCGUCCGUUCCUCACACCAGCCGUCCAGCCCUACAUACAGCUCGCGGAGGCGCUGGCAACGUCAUCAGCCUGAAGAACACCAAGACUACCGAUUCGCAAACAGCCACCGGCCCCGCCUCCCUGACGCGCCUGGAUUCAAAUGUCCCGAGUACCUUCAAGUCAGGCCGCGGCGGUGCAGGGAAUGUCCGCAGCAGCAGUGAACGGGCGAUCUUCAGCUUCGAUGAGGAACUGGAACGGGAAUUGCGCCGUGCCGCUCCUGUCUACCACGUCGGCCGAGGAGGUGCAGGCAACAUGAUCUACGGUGAUAGCUGCAGUAGUGGCAGCAGCAUCCUGACUCGCAAGUUUUCCUCGAGCAGCACGGCAUCAGCCAGCAGCACCGGCUCUACUCGAGAGAAGGCCCUUCGUGGCCUGGAGAAGGGUUGGGGAAAGAUCAGGGGUAUGGCUUAA
Molecule: messenger RNA, 486 nt
Organism: Aspergillus lentulus
Lineage: Eukaryota; Fungi; Ascomycota; Eurotiomycetes; Eurotiales; Aspergillaceae
Product: DUF3602 domain-containing protein
Source: RefSeq, a predicted model, not a curated record